Molecule: messenger RNA, 1596 nt
Organism: Schizophyllum commune H4-8
Lineage: Eukaryota; Fungi; Basidiomycota; Agaricomycetes; Agaricales; Schizophyllaceae
Exons: 3
Coding region: 1-1596 (531 amino acids)
Source: RefSeq, a predicted model, not a curated record
AUGGUCGCGUAUGCAUCAACAAAGUCCGAGAGGGCCCCCGCUCGCCACAGGGCAUGGGACAUCCCGGAGCUCGUCCAGCUCAUCUGCGAGGAAGCCGAGCAUCUCCCGCCGGCCAAGACCGCCAAAGGCCCGCGCCUGCGCCCGAUCGCGGCGCUCGCGCAGAUCAACCGCGCCUUUUGGACCCUUGCCGCGCCGUGUUUGUGGCGAAAGCAGACGAGCCUGAUUCCCCUGCUCAAGUGCUUGCCCGCCGACACCUGGGAGCAGCGUGUGGUAGACGAUCGGCUUACCUUUGCACCGGACGAGCCUGUGGUGCACCGAGAGGUGUAUCGCAUGCUGAGCAGUUGCAUACCGAAAUCUACACUCUUGCCCAACCUCAAACGGCUAUACUGGCAAAUGGACGAGGGCUACUCACAGCUGUUCUUCGCCCGUUUCGUCGGUAACAAAGUCACUUCGGUGCGCCUUUAUCGUGGCACGCGCAGCGAUAUAGGCCAGGAGCACUCGGACGCGACCCCACCCACCCUGUUCCUGCUCGCCCUCGCCGACUCCUGCCCGUCCGUGCGAGAACUGGCGCUCGCGUCGUACGACGCCGACUUCCUCUGCGACAUCGUCGGCAACUGCUGGAACACCAUCUCGAGUCUCACCCUCAGCUCCCUCGAGCUCAGCCCGCAUGCGCUGGGUCACCUCGCCGAGCUCCCGAACCUGCAGACGCUCCACAUGGCCGUCGUCGACCCGCACCUCCCCGUCACCCUUGUCCAGCCCGGCUUCCGCGCGCUCACCGCGCUCUUCCUCUACGUACCAAGCAUGGAGACGCUCAACGACGUACUGCAAAUGUCGGGACCAUGGCCGUUGCAGUCUGUCUACGUUGGCACGCACCUGCCCUCUGUGGCAACGGAGUGGGACAAGCUGAUUGGCACGCUGUCGGAGAACCUCUCGCCCGAGACGCUCACCUCGUUGACCAUCACCGAGGAGCAGCUCUCCGAGAGCGCGCCGCGGCAGGUCAUCCGAGACCAGGACGUCGACCAGUACCUCAUUGGCGGGGGCGCGAUCCGACCACUGGGACGCUUCCACCGCUUGCGGUCGGUGACGCUGCAGCCACAUUGUGGUGUGGCAUUCACGGACGUGGAUAUCGCAUACGUCGCACCGAAAUGGCCAGACGCGCUCGAGGUGCAGCUCGCGCCGUACCACCGUCCACCACGGGGCCCGCGGUGCACCUUCGGCUCCAUCCUCGCGCUCGCAGAACACUGCCCGCGGCUGGACUACCUCCAGCUCGCAAUCGACGCGACGCACCCGCUGCCCGACCUCGGCGACAACGCGCGCGCACGGCUCGAGCGCCUCGCAGGCAACUGCCUCGACUACCUCCACAUAUGCACCUCCCCCAUCGAAAAGACGCGCGAGAUCGCCGCCUUCCUCGCGGUCCUGUUCCCCAAGUGCGCGGACAUAGGUAUGCUCGACGACGAGGAAAAGGUGAUGCCGCUGCGCGAGCAGCGGUGGAUGGAGGUGCAGGCGCACCUCGAAAGCGCCCAAUUCAAGGCGGGCGCGUUGAACGAGUUGCUGGCGAUUAUGGCCCGGGAAGGUCAGGAGAUGGCUGUGGCAUGA